UGGAGACUCCGCCCGCCUACCCGCCUCUUCGGCCCCGCCCCCUUCCCGCCCCGCGGCGCAUUGUGGGAUCUGUCGGCGAGCCUGGCUGCGGAGGGCCGGUGCUCGGUCAUGGGGUUCCAGCCGAGCCCGGUCUUGCUGGCCUCCCUGGGGGUGGGGCUGCUGACUCUGCUCGGCCUGGCUGUGGGCUCCUACCUGGUUCGGAGGUCCCGCCGGCCGCGGAUCACUCUCGUGGACCCCAGUGAGAAGUACCUGCUGCGACUGCUAGACAAGACGAAUGUGAGCCACAACACCUGGAGGUUCCGCUUUGCCUUGCCCACCGCCCACCACAUUCUGGGACUGCCUGUGGGCAAGCAUGUCUACCUCUCCGCCCGGAUUGAUGGCAGCCUGGUCAUCAGGCCAUACACUCCUGUCACCAGUGAUGAGGACCAAGGCUAUGUGGAUCUUGUCAUCAAGGUCUACCUGAAGGGUGUGCACCCCAAAUUUCCUGAGGGAGGGAGGAUGUCUCAGUACUUGAACAGCCUAAAGAUUGGGGAUGUGGUGGAGUUUCGAGGGCCAAGCGGGCUGCUCACUUACACUGGGAAAGGGAACUUUAGCAUUCAGCCCAACAAAAAGUCUCCACCAGAAAUCCAAGUGGCCAAGAAGCUGGGAAUGAUUGCCGGCGGAACAGGAAUCACUCCAAUGCUACAGCUGAUCCGGGCCAUCCUGAAAGACCCUGGAGACCCAACCCAGUGCUUCCUGCUUUUUGCCAACCAGACUGAAAAGGACAUCAUCUUACGGGAGGACUUGGAGGAGCUGCAGGCCCGAUAUCCCAAUCGCUUUAAGCUCUGGUUCACUCUGGAUCAUCCCCCAGAAGAUUGGGCCUACAGCAAGGGCUUUGUGGCUGCCGACAUGAUCCGGGAGCACCUGCCCGCCCCAGGGGAUGGUGUGCUGAUACUGCUCUGCGGGCCGCCCCCAAUGGUGCAGCUGGCCUGCCAUCCCAACCUGGAUAAACUGGGCUACUCAAAAAAGAUGCGAUUCACGUACUGAGUAUGCCGUGGUUCCCGUGGUCCUGUUCCCUGCACUGGUCCCCAGUCAGUAUUCAAAUGCUCUAAGCCCUAGAUUCCUUUCCUGGCAGUAGCAGUCCUUUUGUUUUAUUCUGGAGCUAAAAUCUGAGUGGUACCUACAGAAGCAACAUUCUUACAGCCACGGGAAAGGCCAAGGCCGAGUUGUUCCCUGGAAGGCCCCCCACAUGUCCCCGAGAUAAAAGGCCCAGGUCAGACCCAUGGGUCAGAAAGAAGCAAGCAUGUACAUUCAUGCUGAGACCGGCUAGUUCCUUGAUAGCAUCACACUCCAGUCUUUUUUGUGCCUGUGAUGAAAGGAACAAUCCAUAUAAUGGAUUUUACUUAAUAUUCGGUGCUUCACCCAUAACAAAUUUUGUAUGUCUGAGUACAAAUUGAACUGAUUUCUAGACUUACAGGGAUGGUGGGAAAGGAGGAAAUGGUUUCUUCAGACCUCUAGACCUCAGGGAAAGGAAUCUGAAAUAUGUAUUUGUGUGUCUGUCUCUCUCUGUCCCUUCCCAGGCUGGAGGGAAGCACUGACCCACAAUCUAAAGCUUCAGCUGAGGGCAGAAACCUCUGGCUAUGCAAAUAAAUGGGGCUGAGGCCCCUGUGGUAUACCUGA
This is a messenger RNA of Manis javanica (Malayan pangolin), 1659 nucleotides long. RefSeq names its product cytochrome b5 reductase 1 (gene CYB5R1). The record is from RefSeq and is a predicted model, not a curated record. Gene Ontology annotation, cellular component: mitochondrion. Gene Ontology annotation, molecular function: FAD binding; oxidoreductase activity. Lineage: Eukaryota; Metazoa; Chordata; Mammalia; Pholidota; Manidae.